This is a messenger RNA of Camellia sinensis, 1482 nucleotides long. NCBI's taxonomy places the organism in Eukaryota, Viridiplantae, Streptophyta, Magnoliopsida, Ericales, Theaceae. The record is from RefSeq and is a predicted model, not a curated record.
UAUCAUAUUCAUAUCCAACAAUAACAUUCAGCUCCAACAUCCCCAACACACCUCUCUUCACAUCUAAAUUCAUCUAUUCCCAAAACUCUCUCUCUCUCUCUCUCUCUCUCUCUCACAGAGGACAGUGCAAGAACAAGGCAAGGUCGGAGUUUCUGUAGAAAAAUCAAUGGAGAUGGAAUCAUGUGUCCCUCCUGGCUUUAGAUUUCACCCAACUGAGGAAGAACUCGUGGAAUAUUAUCUCAAGCGAAAGAUUAACUCAUUGAAAAUUGAUUUAGAUGUCAUUGUCGACAUUGAUCUCUACAGAAUUGAACCAUGGGACAUCCAAGAUAGGUGUAGAUUGGGAUAUGAAGAACAAAGUGAGUGGUAUUUCUUCAGUCACAAGGACAAGAAGUAUCCAACGGGAACGAGGACUAACAGAGCCACUGCUGCUGGAUUCUGGAAGGCAACAGGGAGAGACAAGGUUGUGCUUUCAAAGAACAGAAUAAUAGGGAUGAGAAAGACCCUAGUGUUCUACAAGGGCCGCGCACCCAAUGGAAGGAAAUCUGAUUGGAUCAUGCAUGAAUAUCGACUCCAAACAUCUGAACAUGCACCUCCUCAGGAAGAAGGAUGGGUGGUGUGCCGGGCAUUCAAGAAACCGAGUCCAAAUCACAAGCAAGGCUUCCAAGCUUGGAAUAAUGCUUACUAUGCCAUGGACAAUGGCAAUUUCAACUUGCCUUCAUGUUCGGAUUCAGUAGCUCCAAUGCAAAUGGUUUAUACGAAUCAAGGCAUUGCGUUUCCACAAUCACCAUUUGGUUCAGAACAAGAUCUUAUAUCCAACCAUACUCAUCUUGAAAACCAGCUUGUUGAACUUCCACAGCUAGAUAGUCCCAGCCUUUCAGAAAGUUUGGCCACAAAAGGCGGUUCUGAUCAGCAAAAUGGCAUCAUCAACAAAGAUUGUGAAGAUGAAAGGAGCAAUCAAGGAUGCCAAUAUGUUGAUUGGAAAAAUUUAGACAACUGGCUCAAUCAUUCGAACUUUCCAUUAGUCUCCCAAGAAUAUGAGCUAAAUGCUCACAACCAUGCAAGCCAUCUUUUCACAUGCUUCCCUGAUUUAUAGCCACAAUUUAAUACAUAAAUAUAAAUAUGCAAGAUAAGAUUUUCCUCCUAAUUAAUAAGAGUUAACCCAUCAACAAUUAAGGUCCAAAUCUUAUUUAGAUGUUUUGGAAAACAGAAAAUACAUGCUGAAUUCAAAGUAGAGGAGCAAGGAAUUGCAGUGGAAAAAAUAAAAAAUAAAAAAAUUGGAGAAAUAUAUGUGAAAUAUGAGUUAACCCCAACUUUGGUGCCUUGGGUGGAAUUGUUAAUUCAACUUUCUAGUUUAUAAUUGUAAGUUAUGAAGCAUUUGAUACAUUUUGUACUUAUUGUUUUUGUUUUGAUAGCAUUAUCUUUAUUGUAACAAAAGGUGAUUAUGAACUUACUGAACUGUAAAUCAUGCAUUUGAUGAUUAGA